AUGCUUUUGGCCCCAGUUGCCCCUCUUCCCUGCCCCCGGCCCUGCUCCUGCCCCCAGCCCACAGAGCUGCACUGCACUUUCCGCUCCCUGAUCACCAUCCCAGCUGGCAUCUCCAGACAAGUGGAACGCAUGAACCUGGGGUUCAAUAGCAUCAAUAGGGUCACAGACAAAUCACUGGCUGGUUUGAGGAAGCUGGAGCUUCUGAUGGUCCAUGGGAAUGAAAUCCACAGCCUCCCUGAUGGAGCUUUCAGGGACCUCAUAUCCCUGCAGAUGUUGAAGAUCAGCUACAACAAGCUGACGGAAAUCAACAGACACACGUUGCAGGGUCUAUGGGCUUUGGCCAGAUUACACCUAGAUCACAACCAGCUGGAGUUCAUCCACCCAGAUGCCUUCCAGGGCCUCACCUCUCUGCGGCUGCUCCAGCUGGAGGGCAACCGCCUUCAGCAGCUCCACCCAGCCACCUUCACCACCUUCUCCCUCAUGGGCCACUUCCAUGUCUCCACCGUGAGGCACCUCUACCUGUCGGACAACGAGCUGACGUCGUUGCCCUCCACGUUGGUGGCAGCUAUGCCUCAGCUGGAGAACCUGUAUCUCCAUGGGAACCCAUGGACCUGUGACUGCCACAUGAGGUGGCUUCACAACUGGGAUAAAACCUCACCAGGUGUUUUGAAGUGUAAAAAGGACAAAGCCCUCCCUGGUGGCCAGCUGUGUCCUGUGUGUUCCUCCCCCAAGCACCUCCAGAGGAAGGAGCUCCAUGCUGUGGAGAAUAUGGUCUGCAGCAGCCCUAUCAUCAGUUCCCCUCAAAGGGCCACCCUACCUGAGGACACCGAAAGUGAGGUCAUGACCCUGGAGGAGUUUAGGGAACCAUUUGGUAACGUCUCCCUGGGCCUGUCAGACGAACAUGGGAAUAAGGUGGAUCUGGAGUGCAGUAUUGGUGAACCCAGAGAGGUCAGCAAGAUCAGCUGGGAGCAGGUCAACCAUCUGCAGCUGGCGUCCAACAUGACUUUGUCCGUGGAUCUGGAAUGCCCUAUCGACAGGGAAAACUAUGAGCGCCUGUGGAGGCUCAUUGCAUACUACAGCAGUGUACCAGCCCACUUACAAAGGGAGAGGAUGCUGAACGAAGAGCCUCAUCCAAGCUACAUGUACAGACAGGACACAGAGAGGGAUGCCCUGUACUACACGGGUGUGAAGGUUAAUAUCAUGGCCCAACCAGCAUGGCUGAUGCAGACAUCUAUAGACCUCCAGCUGAACAGGCCUCAGUCCACAGGGAAGAGAGUAAAGUUGAUCCUCAGCACCCACCUUUCACAGACCGUGGAGACUGAGCUGGAGCGGAGACAGAGGAGGACAUGGGUGAUGAUUGAGUCCACAAACACCUCUCGGACAGUGUUGAGUGCUAUAGUGGGCAGCGCUAGGCAAAUGUACUGUAACGUGCACAGUUCUGGCCCAGUGGUUAUCCACUGGAUGUUGCCAGAUGGCUCUAAGGUGGAGGCGCCGUACAGCAGUCCAGACAACAGGGUUUCUGUCUCCAGUGAAGGACAGCUGGUCAUUAAAGCCGUCAGCCACUCAGACACAGGAAUUUACUACUGUAUCGCCAAGGUUCAUGGAGACCUCGCCAUCCUGCCAUUUCGUCUGACAGUGGAGGAAUCCUCCAGCCCUCCUCCAGGAGAGAAUAACUCAUCUCCACCUAUAGAGGGAUUUGCCGGGGACCCUGUUUCCUUGCCUUGCAUGGCAUCUGGCUCACCUGAUGCUGAAAUUCACUGGAUUCUACCAAGCAGCAACAUAGUAAGUUUCAAGACCAACUCUUCCAGAGUGUUGGUCUAUUCUAACGGCACUUUGCAAAUCCCACAAGGUCAGUUAUCGGACAGUGGUUCCUAUAAAUGCAUUGCCAUAAAUCAACAUGGUGUGGAUACGCUCGCUACAAAAGUCACCAUCACCAGACGCACAGGAACGAUAAGGCCACUGAGGAAGUUUCCAACAAGACCUCAGUCAGCCUCAGGAGUCAAUACCAAAAUUAAAGUACCCACAGAGGAUACAGAGGAGGCAUCUGGGGAUGAGGGGGUUCCUCAGCAGGGGGCUCCAAUGAGCCGCCAUGAUCUUUUGAGAAGGAGAGGUCCAGGAGGGGUGGGUGCUAGCAGGAGGGUAGUCCAUCCAUCUAGAAAUAUGUGGCGGAGGCCACCGGUGCUGCGAAAGCCAACAGGAUCACAUGCUGAAGAUAGGAAAAUUACAGUUGAGACCAGGAGAAGGAUAAAUAUGUCAAAGAAUAAAAUAGACCCAGAGAAAUGGGCAGACAUUUUGGCUAAGAUUAGAGAUAGAACUUCUCAGAGUGGUGUGACACCAAACCCAGUUGACCAUACCACACAGAUUCCAGAAACAGAGCAGACAACACAGUCACAAGACAAUAUGGAGGGAUCAUCAGAGACUGUGCAGGAGGAAGAGACCCAGAGCACUGUUAGCCACUGGCAGACUAACACAAACAGGGCAAGCAGCAGCAGUACAUUGUAUGACAAGUCUCUGCAGGCAAAUCAAAUCACUAGUGCAGACGCUGAUGCAGUCACAAUAUUUGAUACAUCCAAGGCAUCUACGGUGGACGUGGCCAAAGAUUAUGUUUAUACUAGCCCCAAUGAGGACAGAGAACUUUCUUUAGGCGGAAGUCAGCUUAGCCCUUCAGAAAACCCAACUGAAAUGGAGACAAGUCAAGAUGGAAAUGAAAAAUAUCCUAGUGAGGCUGAGACAACAUCACCUUCACAUACCCUGCCCAGAGAUACAACACUCGACAUUUUGCACUCUCAAGCCCUGCUCACAACACCAUUUCCAACAGCCAUCCCUAGUACAAGAAAGGGGUCUGGAGGGGAGCCGCCCACUCGUGUCCGACACCCUAAUUCUAGGAGAAGGAACGGGAAUCGCAGGAGAAGGCCAAACAGGAGGAAGCAAAAGUUGAACCGACCCUCAAGGAUUUUUAUUACCACCACACCUGUGGAUGCUACCCUAGCAACAGCCACGACCACUGCCUCCACACGGCUAAAAAUAGAAGCAUCAGAAAAGACCGUAAUCACAACAGCCAACUUCAGUACCGCUGUUCCAUUCACUGGCAGCCAAACGACGUCAUCAGGCAGACUGAGUCACAAAGAAAGCACAGUCUCCAGGCAUGAUGACGAGGCAGCCACCAAACCAGCCACUCACCCCAAAACAAAGGACAGCCUUCUUCCUCUGGCCAAACCACUAUUCGAAAGCACAUCAGCCACACCAUCAUUUCCUACGACCUCUCCAGGAGUGGGUUAUAGAGAGACGACAACUCAGAUCUCAGAGAGUGCGUCUUCUCCAGAGCUUUUGAAUAUGCCCACACCAGAUAGUCAGCAGAGGUUUAUGAGCACCCCUCUUCCGCCUGUUAAACCCUUAGAGGAGACACAAAGGGUAAGCGUUAUGGGAGACCUUGGACCUGGGCCACGUUCUGACAAGUCCUCUGAGAAUUUUCACACUGCACUGCAAGUGCAACCAGAUGUAGAGCAGAACCAAUCAGAAAAUCUAUACACACCCACCGAAAAGGCUGAAGAGAUGCUUUUCAAAGAGAUCAGCAGGCAUUUUCCACUGCGACCAUCCUCCUCACCUGCUCCCUUGAUCCAGCAUGAAAUCAACACAACCUUUGGCACACACACUCUAAGUGGCUCUGUUACAACAGUCAGCUUGCCUUUUGAGGGAGAUUUGGAGACAGAAUGGAUUACCACAAAGAUGCCGGCAGCAUCUGAAAGCUCUUAUCGUUCAACUCAAAAUAAAACUACCAGCACUGCCUCACAGGAGGACGAGCAUCUAAAAGAGACUGCCCACAGACAAACUGAUACAUCCAGAGAGGGGCUCAGAACAGGGACCCCUUUGACUCAGGAUGUGUCCAGAAGGCAUCAGCUACCUGGACUAGGCUCUAUUCCAAGAGGGAAGCCACGGAUAAUAAAGACCAAUAUCCAGACUAUUACUGUGAACGCUGAAACAGAUGCACAGCUUCCCUGUGAGGCUGAGGGUGAACCCAUGCCCUUCCUGUCCUGGACAAAAGUUGCCACUGGGGCGAGUGUUGCUCAGAACACCAGAGUUCAGAGAUUUGAGGCCCAUCCCAAUGGCACAUUAAUCAUCAGGAAUACACAGCCCAUCGACCGGGGACAGUACCUCUGCAUGGUCCAGAACCAGUACGGUACCGACAAGAUGGUGGUCAACCUCGUGGUUCUAUCACAGCACCCCCGGGUGCUCCAACCUCGGCACCGAGACGCCACUGUGUAUUUAGGUAGCAACAUCAAUUUGGAAUGCACUGUCCAGGGAUACCCCUCCCCUCGAGUGACAUGGGUGCUUCCCGACCACGUCCACAUGACCACGGCCCAACUUGGUAUUGCUUCUCAACAGCGAGUGGCGGUGCUUAGUAACGGCACUCUCCGAAUCACCCAGGCCACUUAUACAGACAGAGGGGUUUAUAAGUGCAUCGGCAGCAGUGCAGCAGGGGCUGACACGGUGUCAGUUCGUCUUCAUGUUUCUGCGUUGCCGCCUGUCAUCCAACAGUCUCAACGUGAGAACACUACUGUUUCAGAGGGCAGUAAUACCUACAUCAACUGCAGUGCCAUAGGUGCCCCGCUACCUGUCAUCCGCUGGACUACACCUGAUGGAAUCCAGCUCACCUCUUCCCAGUUCAUCACUGGACGCAACCUCCUUGUUUUCCCCAACGGGACUCUCUUCAUACGUGGUUUGGCCCCAGGGCAUGCUGGGAGAUAUGAGUGUACAGCCAGUAAUGUGGUGGCAGCCAGCAGGAGAACAGUUACACUCAGUGUACGGAGGAACCUCUCCUCCACCAAGGCCAAGAUCGUCUCCUCAUCUCCUCAGAGAACAGAUGUGAUCUACGGGCAGAAGCUGCAGCUGGACUGCUCAGCUAGAGGAGAGCCUGAGCCCCGGAUCAUCUGGAGAACGCCCUCCAAGAAACUGGUAGAUGCUCAGUACAGUUUCGACCCCAGGAUCAAGGUCUUUGCCAACGGCACGAUGACCGUCCAGUCCAUGACCGAUAAGGACAGCGGUGACUACCUGUGUUUGGCACGUAACAAGAUGGGUGACGAUUAUGCUCUGCUGCGGGUCAAUGUGCUGACCAGGCCGGCCAAGAUUGAGCAGAAGCAGCACCGAUCCAAUCAGGAGGUGGUAUAUGGUGGCGACCUGAAGGUGGACUGUGUGGCGUCCGGGCUUCCUGACCCAGAGAUCAGCUGGGCACUGCCGGAUGGCACCAUGGUCAACCCUGUCAAACAGACAGAUAGAGUCAGUGGGGGCCGCAGCCGCAGGUACGUGGUGUUUGAUAACGGGACACUGUACUUCAAUGAUGUCGACAUGCGAGAGGAGGGUGAUUACACCUGCUAUGCCGAGAACCAGCUUGGCAAAGAUGAGAUGAAAAUUAGAGUCAAGAUCAAGGCUGUGGCUGACCCGCCACGAAUCCAAGACAAAAACCACAAGGUCAUCAAGGUUUUCUAUGGCGAAACUGUGUCGCUGAGGUGCACCGCCAAGGGGGAACCAACACCAGUUAUCACAUGGAUGUCCCCGACCAACAGAGUCAUUUCAUCAUCAUCAGACAAAUACCAGGUCCUGAAUGAUGGAACAUUGGUAGUUUACAAGGCCCAACGCUUUGAUGGAGGUAACUACACUUGUACGGCCAGGAAUAAUGCAGGCCAGGACCACAGAGUCAUCAGGGUGGAGGUCCUGGUAACCCCUCCAGUGAUCAACGGGUUCAGAGGCACAACCAACACCAUCAGGGUGACAGCAAUCCGAGAUCAGCGGAAGAUGGUGGACUGUGCAGCGAAGGGAAUACCUACCCCGCGGGUCAUGUGGGUCCUACCAGGAAACAUUAUCCUCCCUGCACCAUACUACAGCAGUAGAAUGACUGUUCACAGCAAUGGGACCCUGGACAUCCGGUCACCCAAGAGGACAGACACAGGCCAGCUGGCUUGUAUCGCUCGUAAUGAAGGAGGGGAGGCCAAGCUGAUGAUUAACUUGGAUGUGAAGGAGGUUGUGGAGAGGCCACAAAUCAGAGGUCCUAAAACAGAUAGCAUGUCGCUGACAGUAGGGAAUGUCAUGACUUUGAACUGCUCCUAUGAGGGCAACAUAUUGCCCCACGUCACUUGGAUCCUACCCAAUGGCACUCCUAUGCUGAGCGGUGCUCGGUUGUCCAAGUUUUACCACCGGCCUGACGGUUCUUUGAUCAUCACCAACCCCUCUGUGUCUGAAGCUGGUAUGUACCGCUGCCUGGGACGUAAUUCUGCUGGCCUGGUUGAACAUACCAUCACAUUAUUCCCAGGGAAAAAGCCAGAGAUAAGCAACAGAUACACCUCUCCUGUCAGUGUCAUGAAUGGGGAAUCCAUUUGGCUCCAUUGCCUAUCCAGCGGUGAACCUCUCAGACUAACAUGGACUUUGCCCAGUGGGGUCAUACUCAGCAGGCCGCAAAGAGCUGGGCGAUACACUGUGUUGUCCAACGGUACACUGGCCAUCCAACAGGCAUCGGUCUAUGACAGGGGAUCCUAUGUUUGCCGAGCAGGGAAUGAGUAUGGUAGCAGUCUGCUCUCAGUGCCGGUCGUCGUUAUUGCAUACCCACCUCGCAUUACUAACGGCCCUCCAUCUGUGACUUAUGCCAAGCGGGGAGUUGCCGUCCAACUGAAUUGCAUAGCAGCUGGGAUCCCUAGAGCAGAGGUAGCAUGGGAAACACCAGAUAAAAACCGACUGGCUGUCAGUACACAGCCACGCCUCUUUGGAAACAAGUACCUCCAUCCGCAAGGUGCACUCAUCAUCCAGAACCCAACACAAAGAGAUGCUGGCUAUUACCGAUGCACAGCCAGGAAUGCCAUUGGCGUAGACUCUAAAGCUACGUAUCUCAAUGUGUUCUGA
This is a messenger RNA of Myripristis murdjan (pinecone soldierfish), 6888 nucleotides long. It is a transcript of the gene mxra5a, whose product is annotated as matrix-remodelling associated 5a. Lineage: Eukaryota; Metazoa; Chordata; Actinopteri; Holocentriformes; Holocentridae. The record is from RefSeq and is a predicted model, not a curated record. Gene Ontology annotation, molecular function: protein binding. The transcript is spliced from 9 exons. The coding region runs from base 1 to 6888 and encodes 2295 amino acids.